CCGAACAGGUUGUCGUUAUUUAGAGCUCCCAACAUUGGUGACCCGAACGUCGAACGUAAGGAUCGAACAUCGUCCUUAACCGCCAUGUCCGUCGACCAUCAAGCCCACCCGCCGCCUCCAUCGAACCCAUCCUUAUCGGCAGUGGCUGUCAAGUUACCACAAUUUUUUGACCGCAACCCGGCCGUGUGGUUUAUCCAAGCGGAGGCGCAAUUUCAUCUCGCUGGCGUAACAUCACAACUGACGAAAUUUUACCACGUCACCUCCGCCCUCACCCCAACUGCGGCCGAUGAGGUGUACGACGUCCUCGCCAACCCCUCGCCAACCACACCUUACGACCAGCUCAAGCAAGCCCUCCUGCAACGCACCACCUCCUCCAGCCGGUCCCGCCUUCAACAACUGCUAUCCGCUGAAGAGCUGGGAGACCGCCGCCCCACACAGCUACUUCGCCGAAUGCGGCAGCUGCUUGGCGACAAUUCCGCUACCAUGGACGACGUUCUUCUCCGUGAACUAUUUUUACAACGUCUGCCACAGAACGUUCAAAUGGUUCUGGCAACAGCAGCGAACAUGUCACUCGACCAGCUGGCUACGCUCGCAGAUGCGGUUGUUGAGGUCGCCACCCCGUCCAUCGCUGCCACCGCUGCACCACAACACCCCGUUCUUCCAACACCGUCUGCAGCGGCAAGCCCUUCUGGCUCUCCGCAAUUAGAAGAGCUUUGCCGCGAGUUCCGCGCGCUUGCCUCUCUAAUUGCAGCAUCACAUGCUCCACCGCAGCAAACUCGUCAACCCUACCGUCGCCGCCGUUUCAGUCGGAGUCCACGGCGCUAUUCUCCCAGCCGCUCGAAUAGCAGAGACCGCGACGGAAGCCUGGCGACGACGAUUUGCUGGUACCAUCGCAAGUUUGGCGCCGAGGCCCGUCAUUGCCUACUACCAUGUUCUUGGCAGCAGGGAAACCCGCCCGCGGGCCAUUGAUGGCGACCAAUGGUCCAUCCUCCCAGUCCAGUCGCCUAUUUUAUAUACGGGACAAAACAUCAGCCCGCCGCUUCCUUGUGGACACCGGCGCGGAGGUGAGCGUAUUGCCAGCGAGCGGAAACGAACGACGACAGCCACCUCUCUUCCACCUCACCGCUGUUAACGGAUCUAAGAUCCCCGUGUACGGUCAACGCUCCCUCACGUUGAACCUGGGUCUCCGCCGUGUGUUCCGUUGGCUCUUCCUGGUUGCGGCUGUCUCUCACCCCAUUCUCGGCGCAGACUUUCUUAAUAACCAUCAGCUGCUCGUCGAUAUGCGCAACCACCGACUCAUUGACUCUGCCACCAGCCUCACUGUCUCCGGCAUACGAUCGUCCCAUCAGUCUCUGGGCGUGUCAGUCUUUCAAGCUGACGGUAAUCCCUACCUUGCCGUCCUCAAGGAGUUCCCUCAACUCACGCGCCCACCAGAUUGGUCGAAGCCUGUCCCGCACAGUGUGGUCCACCACAUCGAGACAAAAGGUCCUCCCGUCUUCUGCCGCCCCCGUAGACUACCGCCGGAGAAGCUGAAAAUUGCGAAGGACGAAUUUGACCACAUGUUGGAAAUGGGCAUUAUUCGUCCAUCAUCAAGCAGCUGGGCCUCUGCUCUCCACAUGGUCCCAAAGAAAACCGGUGACUGGCGGCCAUGUGGGGACUAUAGAGCGCUUAAUCGGGUUACCAUCCCCGAUCAGUAUCCCAUCCCUCAUGUCCAUGAUUUCACGGCAUUCCUUCACGGCGCGACGAUUUUCUCGAAGCUUGAUUUGGUGCGCGCUUACCACCAGAUACCCGUUGCGGAAGCCGACAUCCCAAAAACAGCCAUAACAACACCGUUUGGCUUGUUCGA
This is a messenger RNA of Ornithodoros turicata, 1846 nucleotides long. RefSeq lists its product as uncharacterized. The record is from RefSeq and is a predicted model, not a curated record. The transcript has a single exon. Bases 85 to 969 code for a protein of 294 amino acids. NCBI's taxonomy places the organism in Eukaryota, Metazoa, Arthropoda, Arachnida, Ixodida, Argasidae.